This is a messenger RNA of Chilo suppressalis (striped riceborer), 3934 nucleotides long. Lineage: Eukaryota; Metazoa; Arthropoda; Insecta; Lepidoptera; Crambidae. The record is from the annotation of a GenBank genome assembly.
CAGAUAUCAAAUCAAUCAGCUGUGCUGUAAUGCUUUGUCUGUGUAUGUUUAUUGGUUUUUGUAACUGGGGAAAGUAAUUAAUUCGAUUAAUUUAUCUGUAUUAGGUUUAGUUUAUAAUGUCACAACAACUAAUCAACGAAAAUAGCAAAUAUAUAUUGGAUUUAUUUUCAGAGCAGACAGUUGAUUCCCAAAGCUUAGAUUCAAUAUGCGUUCAAGUACAAAAGAGGUUCCCGAAAUCGGAACAUUUCAAUUUGUGCCUCUUACUUUCUUCCUUGAUAACUGGAGGUGACUUGUCUCUCCCAGGGCAGCGAGUUGUAGCACUGGCUCUGUUGUUUGAUAUUUACAAGCAAGAGAAUCCUUUCAGCUCUUUGUUCCUCCAUCUUUUGGAAGGGAAACCUGGGUUACUGCCAUUAGCAGCACAGGAGAGACUGUUCAUUGGCCAUUUGCACAGUUUUUUGCCUGUUAACAUUAAAGAUGUAAUGAAGAAGUCGGCAAAGCAAGUGAUGCUGACCGAGGUGUCACCCAAAGACCUGGAGUUUGAUUAUUCUCCACUACAAGCAGUGGUUGCUGAUAGAUUGUCAGAUAUGAGCUCCAUGGCACGUGCAACAGCUCCUGCUCUCAUUCCUCUGAGUGAUGGCAGCCCACCCAAUCGUAUGGCGAUGAAGGAACUGCUAGAAGCACUGAUGUCCAACGAGUAUACUCCACUGCAUCGCACUCUGAAGGCUGCGGGCCCUAUACCGCCGCCCACAUUCCUUCUAGAUCCCACUGAAAUACCAUUUGCUGAAGAAGGUGUAUGGAAGAACUUAGUGAACCGAGGCACAUACAUACCCAUGUACGACCCCGACUAUGAGGGUCUGAUUGGAUUGAAGCCGGAGAAGGUGGAUAAAAGAGCCUAUAAUCAAACUCAACACAAACCUAAGGAGGAAAAGAAAGAGAAGCAAGAAGAGAAGAAGACGGAAGACAAGGAACCGGGUCGGGCGGCGACUGAAGCCAUGGAGUUGACUCAACUGGCUUUGCGCGGCGCUCUGAGCGUGCAGCAUCAGCAACGAUUGCUGGCACUCCUGGAUCAGGACCCUGGAGUGGUUUACCAUAUAGGGAUCACACCUGCACAGCUGCCGGAGCUGGUGGAAAACAAUCCCAUGGUGGCGAUAUCUGUCCUGCUGAAGCUAAUCCAUUCGCAGCACAUCACGGAAUACUUCACGGUGCUGGUCAACAUGGAGAUGUCGCUGCACUCCAUGGAGGUGGUGAAUAGGCUGACGACGUCAGUGGACCUGCCGGUAGACUUCGUUUACUUGUACAUAAGCAACUGCAUCUCCACCUGCGAGACGAUCAGGGACCGGUACAUGCAGAACCGACUUGUGAGGCUGGUGUGCGUGUUCCUACAAUCACUUAUAAGGAACAAGAUCAUCAAUGUACAGGACAUAUUUAUAGAGGUAGAAGCUUUUUGCAUAGAAUUCAGUCGGAUACGGGAAGCUGCAGCACUUUUCCGUCUGCUCAAACAACUCGAGUCUGGAGACGCGCUCGCACAUAAAGAAACCAAGGAGAACUAAACUAUACCUAGAUCUAUGACCACUUAUACGGGUCAAAUUGAAAUUGUAUGAAAGCAUAGAAGUAUAAAAAUAGAGUGGGGAAGGCGGCUUUAAAAGUGUCCGUCUAGUAGAAAGAGAAAGAUGAGAGACCGAUAGUUACCUCUCUUGUGACUGCGCAUGCGCGAUUAGAGAGAGAAAGCUAGCGGUCUCUCAUCGUCUUUCUCUUUCUAUUAGGGGGACACUUCCACUUGUAGUAGAGUCUAUAUCUCCCCUACUCUAUUCUAAUACGUCUAUGUAUGAAAGCCUUUGGCUAAUCAUUAAUAAGCCUCGAUAAAGCAAUCACAAUAAACCACGUAAAGAAAACGGCUCAUGUUUCGCGCAAUGUGUGCGUGAAUCAAAUGUUAUAUUGUUCUGAAGCAGUCAAUGUGUGCGUGCGUAGCGACGAGCAUAUAUCUACCAUAUGUAGUAGAUAUUUUUUUUGCCGCUUCCAUGUAAUUAAUACGAUAUAUAUAGUGAAUACAAUCAAAUAUGAAUACGUUGUUGUUGUCAUAUUUUGAGUACGUAACGUUCACAAGAGAACAAAUCAGUGGGUGGAAAAGCAUAGGCCUCGUCCUUCAAGUUCUUUAGUUUUUACAGCUGAAUAAUAUUGCACAUAUUAUAAAUAACAAUAAGUAAUUAAAGAAAACUAGUUUUAACGGGUUAAUGCACGAAACUUUAUUUAUUCAUUGACUUUUCGCAGCCUUUUCAGUUCUGCUUCGUCAGAAUAUUUCGGGUUAUUUAAGUUUCGUUUUAUUUAAUGAGUGAUGUGCGUGAAAACCUAAGAAACAAAUAAGUAAUUAAUCAAUAUUUUAAUAUCUGUCGAUUUGGUAUUGACAACAAAUAUUAAUAUAUUGCGUCAAAGGAAGAGCAUUGUUCUCUCCUUUUAUGAGAACUUGAUUUAGAUUUAGUUCCUUUGUAAUUGGAACUGGGCUGUUAAAUUUGUGCAGUCCUGGCGGGUUUAAGGCAAGAAUUGUAAAUGGGCAAAAUAGUUGCAUCGGCCGCACUCAGAGAUGUUCUUUAAACUCUAGCUUGUCACAUGUUGUUGAUUUAAUCUAUUGCUAUUGCAAAACAAAUAGACGGUAGCAACUUUAAUCUGAAACAAUAGUUUACUAAAUGCCACAAACUUAUGGAAAUAUUAAAUUGAAGCUACUAAAAGAGACAUUGGUGUCGAUUCUGGCAACAUUCUCUAUACAAAAUGAAAAGGAGAGACUGAUGUUAAUUUUAGUUUUAAGUUUAGAGAAACAUGCCAUAAUUGACACCAAUAUUACAAAACCGAACAUCUUUAGAAGAUCUACACUUUUUAUUUUAUUAACCAGAAUGUUAUAGUGUGACCAAGAUCUUGUAGCACUUGUAUGACUUUGACGGGAAGGCGCUGCUGGUAAAAUAUUACUAAGUACGAAAAAUCUCUUUAAAGGGGACGUUAUAAUUUACAAUAACUCGGAAAGAAUGAUAAGAAAGUAGCUUUCCCAGCGAACUUCGUACCGCUAUAAAAAAUAGGGGUUGGUGGUAGCAGGGUGAAAAUUUAGGGUAGUAUGUAUUUUUGCAUGAUGUAUCAUAAAACAUAAAAUCAAAAAAAAAAUCUAAAAGAAAAAUUUCAGUGUGGACCACCCUUAAUAUUUAGGGGUAUGAAAAAUCGAUGUUGUCCGAUUCUCAGACCUACUGAAUAUGCAUACAAAAUUUCACGACAAUCGGUCGAGCCGUUUCGGAGUAGUUCAAUUACGCACACCGUGACACGAGAAUUUUAUAUAUUAGAUAUUCAAGGCUUAUUUACAGCUUCCUCUACAAAUAAAAAGCUUAUUUAUAACUUCUAAAAUUUAGUUCCGAUAUUGGCACACGCGCCAUAAGAUCUUGAUCGCACUGUAUGUUGCUUUAGUUAAAGUACCAAAAGCUUAUUAUGAAUGAUACAGCAAUAUUUACGAGUAUAGUAAAUAAUGUAUAAAGCACCGAAUAUUUUGUUAAAAUUGUAAAAGUGAAAGACUGAAUUUGAGUUCAUAAUAUGUACAUUUACCCCCAGGGUAUGUUGGGCCAAGGGUCAGAAUGUCUAAGGUGACAUAAUGUCCUGAUGUUAUAAAGACCGUUAGUCAAUAUUCUCUGAAUGUCCAAAAAGUCAUAAUGUCCAGAUGUUAUAAAGACCAUUAGUCAAUGUGUACAAGUCUCUGAAUGUCCAAGAAAUCAUAAUGUCCAGAUGUUAUACAGACCGUUAGUCAAUGUGUACAAGUCUCUGAAUGUCCAAGAAGUCAUAAUGUCCAGAUGUUAUUAUAAUGACCGUUAGUCAAUGUGUACAAGUCUCUGAAUGUCCAAAAAGUCAUAAUGUCCAGAUGUUAUAAAGACCGUUAGUCAAUGUGUACAAGUCUCUGAAUGUCCAA